AUGGCGGAGAAGAAGUUUACGUGCUAUGAUCUUUUUGUAAACUUAAUUUCGCUGCUUACUUUUCUUGUAGACAUUGGAACAGAUAUUUUAGUGGCUGUAGAGUUCUAUGAAAAAGGUCAUAUAGUAUGGGGCAGUCUAUCUGUUCUAUUUAUAGCCCUACCAGCAGUAGUAAUGCAGUUUUUUAGUAUAAAAUGGUAUUAUAAUGAUGGAUCUUUAACUUGUCUGACAUUUUUACCUCAUUUAUUACUAUUAGGACCAGUUUUUAGAUAUGUAGGUGUGAUACGUCAAGGUUUGAAAGCGAGACAGAAAACAGGAGAUGUCGUACGUCAUACCUCUAAUGUUUUUAAUCAACAAAAUGAUAUCAGUAUUUUACGUCUGAUUGAAGCGUUUUUAGAAUCAGCUCCCCAACUAUGCCUUCAUCUUUAUAUUGUGUUGAUAACUCUGGAAAUAGACUGGCUUUCAGGUUUAAAAGACAGUUCUGUUCCAACAGAUGAUGAAACAGCAGGUGUAUCAUUAGUAAGCUCUCUGCUAUCUCUAUCCUGGGCUAUAACUGCCUAUACUGAUGCUCUGCGUCUGGCCUAUCAAGUUGGAUAUACCCGCAGAUGGAUUGGGUUGAUAUUACAUACAAUAUGGAGAAACUUUAUGAUAACUGCAAGAGUUACUGCCCUUGUUUUAUUCGCUUCUGUUUUUAAAGCUUGGGUUUUCCUGGUUGUAGGUAUCCACUGGCUGGUAAUGACAAUAAUUAUUGGUAUACAAGGUAUAGAUUUCGGUGAUGGCUGGUUGGAGACUAAUUUAUUCAGAAUGGUGGCUGGAUUUAUACAUAUCUUCUGUUUUUUAAACGUGAAAGAUGGCUCGACGCGACUUCGACUGGCAGGGUUUUAUAUAUUGAUAAUAUUAGAGAAUGUUGGAUUAUGGGUGUGUUGGUAUUUUUAUACCGAUGUACCAGAGCUAGCCACUAUUUCUGGAGUCAUUGUAUUUGGUAGUUUCGUACUAGGGUUGGUAUUUUUGUUGAUAUAUUAUGGUAGUUGUCAUCCUGGAGGUCCUAUCAGUAUCCUACAAAUCAACCCUCCUGUUACCUAUCAACCUACUAUAGUCAGGCGCGGAGAUCGGAAUCAAGAAACAAGGAAGGAUAUUUUUAACCAAUCAGAUUCCAUAUUAGACUACAACCAGUCCCGUUAUACAAUGGUGGAUUUAAGUGGGUUUCAGUCACCGAAGGGACAAGGUGGGGAUGGUGAGCAAGGACCUUCGAGUCCCUUCGUUCACUCAGCAACCAAUACUCCAUGUCCAAGAACAGCCACAGAUAGAAACUUGAUGGCUAUUUGGGAAUCUAGUUCUCAGCUUGCUUUAAAUAACUCAGAUCAAGGUGGUUUCAAGAAUUCCAAUUCACAAUCAAAACUUUCUGUUAUUAGCGAUCAAACUCAACAACGACAAUCCAAAACCAAAGAUGAGGACUACAGCAUAAUGUACAACGAAGGAACAGAUGGGUUGAUGUUCAGAAUCAGAUCUCAAAAAGAUCUACGUAACAGCGAUUGUAGUCCAUAUUCUGUCACAAAUCUCUCUAUCAUCAAUUCCAAUCCGUGUUCUCUGUCUCCUUUAGACGCUCACAAGCUUUGGGAAGAAUCCAAGCGUCGACUUUCAAGAUCCCCAAUUUCAACUUCCUCAUCAGAGUCUUCAAUUCAGAAGUUUUUCAGGGGAGAAAAGGCAAGAAGUAGCAUUUCAUCUACGUAUUCCUCUGAAAUUUUCAAUGAUAAUAACAUAACUGUUCGGGAGGCCCCCCCUCCACAAGAUGGAGUCCCAGUUUAUAAUCUCGAGUCCCAUCCUGUCAUUAUCAAGCCACCAGUCCCUGUGUUCGAGACUUUCAAUGAUUCGGCUGAGAUUCAACAUGGUUCGGUUUUAAAACUUAAGAAUGAUUUUGACCAAGACAUUAGAAAUGAGCAGAAAAAACAACAAGUUACUGAGAAGUAUUUCACAGCUAAGCAUCAUCAGUCUUCUAAUUCUCCUGUAUCAAAAGAUUUGCCUAUUCCUUCAUUUGCCCCACCAGCACCAACCAUGGCAGCUACAAAUCCCAAAAAGUUGGUAUCGUUUUCAAGCAACCUGGUAGAGCUGGAGCCAGUGUACAACCAUUACAAAUAUGGCUGCUUAACACCAGAUGUAUUAAAUUUCCCUACACCUGAAAAAUUAAGAAGCUUCCAAAAUCAAAAUGAAUGGAACUCCGAAAUUCCUUCCAGAAGUUAUUCCAAUCAAAAUGAAUCCAGUCCCAAUACCUCCAACAACAGUGGAGGAGCUCAGGAAGCACCAGUCUGUAUCAAUAGUAGCAUUCUCUCCGGAAAUUCCUGCUGUAGCCCAACAUUUCCCUUCAUUGAUGAAACCUGUUCCGAGGCUAGCAGCGAGAAGUCUUCAGUCCGACCUCCGUGUGAUCCUAAAGUCUGCUACAUGUCUGCUGUGACACAACUGGCAGACAAUGAGGUGGCUGAAGUGAUGCAGAAUUCGGUAGAAGAACAAGAGUUAGGAUGUGUUGAUACUGUAGGUCCAAUUCAACAAGCACCUGUCCUUCCAGAAAGCUUGUAUCACCCAUCAAGCAUGCGACAACCACAAGAUAGAACAGUGGUUGAUGGUCACGAUUUGAGAAAAAACACCAAUGAUUGUAAUAGGUCAUGGCCUGAUGAGAUCGUGACACCAGUAGCUGUUGAACAAGUCAGAUCUCCUCCCUCUUAUAAAGAAGCUUGUCAACGCAGCAAGGUUUUGUCGUUCAUUAAAGGCACUCAAGAGGCUUCUGAAGCCAUUCCUGAAAAUUGUGAACUCGGUUUCGAUGCUUCUCAGCUGCCUAUCUCAUCUCGAGACGCGUCAUUACGUUUGGAUUAUCUCAACAUUGACCCUUCUCCAAAUAUCAACAUGAGCGGCAAUCCAAAAUUACGUUCAGAGAAACACUCGAAGUACAGACUUAAUGUCUCAGAUCCAGGAUCUACUCCUAUAAAGCUCCAGGAAUUCGAAGAUUCACCAGCCAAAUUUGGACGUAACAUCGAUCUGUUCAAAACUGGAGAUUGGAACAGACUUGAAGAUCAAAAUGUAGGCCGUAAUUCACAGAAAUCCGUAUCAAGGAGACCCCUAUCUGGAAAUUUUGAAAUGAGAGAAAUGGAGGCCUCUCCUUAUACUCUCGAGCUCUCUGAUGUCCCAGAAAACUCGAAAGAAAAUGACAUUGAUCCAAACAGUAUGUCCCCUCCUCUGAAAUCCAGUUCCUUAAAAACUUCCUUGGCUAGAAAGAGGUCGAUUUCAAGACGUGAUAGCCUGAAUAAAGAAUUUGAAAAUAGUGGAAACUACGUUAAAGCCCAGCCUAGUGGAUCAAAAUUCACAAAUAUCAAACGAAGAAGUGAUUAUGUUCAAUAUGGAAAAGCUGCAAAAGAUCGAGAAAAUAUCGGACCACGAAAGCGAAGGAACAGUGGAUCAAAAACACCCAAGAAAAAUCGUAACAGUGGUGGUUAUAACGAUUCAUUUGAGAGUGAUUCCAUCAAUCACAAGUCUCGACAACCAUUAGGUUCGUUAGAUAAUAGCCCAGUAGUAGUGUCUCAUCAAUCCUUCCGUUCCAAACCAGAUUUUAGAUUCAGUGUCACACCUAAAAAGACAACAAGUCUAAAUAUAGUCUCUGAUGACAUCAUCAAUAAACAGCCAAUCAGAAAGUGGGCACCUGCUAAUUUAAAUACAAUUACUCCUGAUAAGAAAUCACAGUCCAUGAGGAAAACAUCUUCACGUAAAAAUCAUUUACAACUCCCAGCGUAUGGUCUAUCUAAAACUAGAUCGAUGGAACAUUUGUACUGA
This is a messenger RNA of Lottia gigantea (owl limpet), 3813 nucleotides long. RefSeq lists its product as hypothetical. The record is from RefSeq and is a predicted model, not a curated record. Bases 1 to 3813 code for a protein of 1270 amino acids. Gene Ontology annotation, biological process: apoptotic process involved in development; phosphatidylserine exposure on apoptotic cell surface; engulfment of apoptotic cell. Lineage: Eukaryota; Metazoa; Mollusca; Gastropoda; Lottiidae. Gene Ontology annotation, cellular component: plasma membrane. The transcript is spliced from 8 exons.